Moneuplotes crassus is the source of this 713-nucleotide messenger RNA. NCBI's taxonomy places the organism in Eukaryota, Ciliophora, Spirotrichea, Euplotida, Euplotidae. The record is from the annotation of a GenBank genome assembly.
UAUAAGUUUAAUAAAAUGGAAAGCUAUUACGAUUGUAAUCACCAAAAGUCUCCAGUGAAACUGGAUUCUAUCAAGAUGCAAACAGCUAAAUGUAUCAGCGCACCUCUACAAAAGAAGAAGUUCAGCUUGGCAAAGCCUCUCCCAAAAUUAAAAAUAGGACGAAAGCUUAAUUUUACUCCCAAAGCUGCAGAGAAGCUGAAGAAGAUCAUCCUGAAGAAAUCUAAAAACAAGAUUCCAAGGAGGAGGAAUGUGGAUAGGAACUGAACACUAAAAAUGCCUCUUACUAAAUUUAACAGAUCAAGAAGGUUUAUUUCACCCCAGCCACGCAGGAACGCACUGAAAUAUAUAGAUAAAAUAUCUAAAGCUAGAAUCCUUAGUCCAAAUCAAAGAAAAAUCUUCACCUUCCCUCAAAAUUCGAAAUUUAUGAAGAAAAGGAAGGAUAGAGCUACUCACAUCGAGCAGAAGCUACAUGCACAGAAUUAUGAGGAACUGGAUACGUCAAAAAUGUGUUUCAAUGUAAGAAAAAACACGGUCUUCCAGAAGUUCAACCACAGUCCGCUAUAUAAAUCGAAAGGAAAUGACAGAUAUAAUCGAAGCGUGAAUAUCGGAGGUUAUGAGGUAUAUGACUCAGAGACUGAACAGGGAAACCCUGACCUUCUAUUUGACUCAAUUUGUUAACUUAUAAUUUGUCCUAAAACUACCAACAAACCUAA